Cloeon dipterum is the source of this 2899-nucleotide messenger RNA. RefSeq names its product PR domain zinc finger protein 5-like. The record is from RefSeq and is a predicted model, not a curated record. Gene Ontology annotation, molecular function: chromatin insulator sequence binding. The coding region runs from base 192 to 2456 and encodes 754 amino acids. Gene Ontology annotation, biological process: regulation of transcription by RNA polymerase II. NCBI's taxonomy places the organism in Eukaryota, Metazoa, Arthropoda, Insecta, Ephemeroptera, Baetidae. The transcript is spliced from 7 exons. Gene Ontology annotation, cellular component: chromosome.
UGCAGACAGCAGCUGCGAGAUUUUCUAGCAGGCAUCGCCGCGUCUCGAGUGUUACAGCCGAUUUUAAUUUAUUUCGAUUUUUGGAAUAUCGUAUUGAAGACAUAUCGAGAGAUUUUAAAAGUUUUAGGCCCUCUACGCAGCGUAAAUUUGACAACUCAGCUUGAUACCAAGGCGCGGCCCCGCCCACCAUCAUGGCAUUUGAUCCGGGAGACGCGAUUGCCAGAGCUUUGAAAAUGAUGGACCAAUUUUAUAUUAAGAUGAUGCAGUGCAACAUUUUAAAGAUUCAGUCUUUCAAAUAUGAAUGCUUUAACACAAUUAGUCAAGAAUCUUACAUAAAAUUUUGUGACCAGCUCCAUUUAGUGGCAAAUGAAGCUCAGCAAAUACGAGACUGUGUAUUUAACACGCACAAAACUGAUGUCAGCAGCCAAACUGAUCCGGUCAACAUCACAUUCAUUCCCCAGCAUUUGAAAAGUCCCAACCUUGCAGAAAGCGUGUCCCCGCCGAAGUGCAUCAAGGUUGAGAAACCUUUAAUUCCUACCAACGAGGAGGACGAAAGUUUUACUGAUGUACCCAAGCAAAAGUCUUACAAGAGGAAUGAUAUCAUUUGUGACUAUUGUGAACUUCAGUUCAAUUCGUUGGAAAAAAUGCAGCAGCAUGUGAACAUUGCACACUCGGAAGACUUCAGUUCAACAUUUUACCCGUGCCGAGCAUGCAGUUUGAUUUUCCUCUCUCAGGAUGAAUUGAGCGAGCAUUCUGUUUGCGUCCACAAUGUACCUGAAACUGCAGAGCAAAACGAAAACCAGCUUUGCCCCUACUGCUGUGAAGUUUAUUCAAACUGGACUAAUUUCAUCAUGCAUCUGGAAGAGGAACACCAAACCCUGGUUUGCAAAACGUGCCACACUUUCUGCAGUGACAAAGAAGCUUUGAAGGAGCAUGAGAAAAAAUCUCACAUGACGGGAAUUACCCAAGAAAAAAUUGAUGAAAUUGUUGUACCUGUAAUGGAACCGAAACCAGUCUCUGCGGCGUCCUUAAAAGACAAACCAGCUGUGGAAAGCCCUGUUAAGAAAAGAGGCAGGCCCAAAGGCUCCACACUUGUAUCGAAAAGUGCCGCUUCUGAAGUAGUACCAUGCAAAUUUUGCCCUGCCAGGUUCAACAAUGAGGACAGCUUGAAGAAACAUGUUGUUUACAAACACGACAUAGAGGAGUUGCAGUGCUCGGAGUGCAAGCUGAAAUUCAAAAGAGCGUCGGCUUACAAGAGUCACAUGAAUCUUUUCCAUAAAAAAGCCAUAGAAGCAAAGGCGGCUCUUGCAAAAUUAAUUCCAGUUGAAGUUAAGCAGAAACCCGGCUUAAAAAAGGUCUUCUUGAAGCCGCCUAGUAAAGACGAUGUGAAGAAACCUUUGAGCGUUGUCUCCACGCUAAAGGGACAUACCAAACAUAACUGUGAAAUUUGUGGCGAACUGUGCAACCGCACUGAAGACAAAGAAAUACACAAGGACUUCCAUACGACUCCAAUUCCAGAUAAAUUUCUCUGUCUAUUCUGCAAAGCUCCUGCGAUGCCGCAAAAGGAACUGCGCACACACAUUAAAUCUGAGCAUCGUUACCGCUGCCCUUUCUGCGCGCUCACGUUUUGGUGGAAAGUCAAUCUCGAGUCGCAUCUCAAGCAAUUACACCCUGUGAAAAACUGCUGUAAUAUGUGCGGUCUUAACAAGGAAGGCGAGGAACUGCGUCAGCACAUUGUAGAGGCCCACAAUGUAAAAAAAAUGUACAUUUGCAAGGUCUGUGAUUCUCAACACGCGUCUAUUAUGGAAAUGCGAGAACACGAAAAGACGCACGCUUUAGACCCACUGCAUCGUAUUACUUGUGAUUUUUGCAACGAGGAAUUCGGCAGAAAAAAGAGUUUAAAGGGUCAUGUUCUGCGCCACAUUUUUGGUUCUUUCAGUUGCUCCUUAUGUGGACUUCAAUGCAAAACUGAAGAUGUCUUGAAACAGCACAUGGUUGGUCACCAGAAGAGCCAGUUCGCCUGUUUGUGUGGCGAAAGUUUUGAAACCAAAGCAGACCUACAAAUGCAUGAAAAAAUCACUCCGUGCAAACCGUUCUUCAAUCAACCGAUACACCGAGCAGAUCUUUUUGUCGAAGUAUCCAUCGAAGAUGCUUACAGUGAGCAAACCUUACCCAUCAAUAAUCAAGCCACCGUGACCAAAGUGAAAACGUGCGGUGUCCCCAAAGAAGAAGUUUUUCACAUUAGCAUAGUUGACGUGCCUGCUCCAAGCUCUAAAAACUUUCUGGACUCGCUUGCUGCUGCCAAUAAGGCGAAUCAACUUAUCCUGCCAAGGCAGCCAAUUUUAAUAUUGAACUCAAAUGGUGCAGAGGCCACUCUUAUUGAGAAUAAAGCUCCUGGCAUUAUGUCCUGGGUGGAAGAGAAUGACUCUGGCAUAUCCCAGCAAGCAGCUGAGUGAAACUAUGUUCUAAAAUUUAAACAAUGCGCAAAUUUAAAGAAUAAAAAUUGCAGCACAGCUUAUAUCAUGCUCUUUUGAUUUAAAUUAGUGUUUCUUCCAUUUCAUCAUGUCUACUGUCCUCAAAAUGCUUGACUAAGAAAAUCCGCUGUUUAAGUAUUUAUAGUGCGUUUUCAAUGUAAUAUAACUAGUUUUUACAGAACAAGAGAGAAUCAAUUUUGGCAUCUGACAUGAGACCCACUUAAUAUCGGGUCAGAUUGCAGUGAAAUAUUUGAUUUAUAUAUCCAAGGAGUUAAUGAAAUACUAUAAGUGCUGAAAUAAACCAUUUAAUAUUUUGCCAAACAACUCAAUACAACCACAGGUAAUUACAUCAAUAAUAGGUUGCGAAGUUGGCGGAAGUGAUUAGUGAUUACUAAAACUUUUGAAUCAAGUUUUGCUGGUUUAUG